Microthlaspi erraticum is the source of this 255-nucleotide messenger RNA. The record is from the annotation of a GenBank genome assembly. Lineage: Eukaryota; Viridiplantae; Streptophyta; Magnoliopsida; Brassicales; Brassicaceae.
AUGGUUGUGAAUCAUGGGAUGGAGGGAGAUGUGAUAUCGAGCAUGAUAAAAUUGUGUAAGAGAUUCUUUGAGCUUCCGUAUGAGGAGAGAUCAGAGUACAUGACGUCCGGCAUGUCGGCUCCACUACGGUACGGCACGAGUUUCAACCAGAGAAAAGACAAUUUCUUUUGUUGGAGAGACUUCUUGAAACUCUUUACACAUCCUUUCCCUGUUUAUCUUCCUUAUUGGCCUUCUUCUCCCGCCGACUUCAGGUGA